Molecule: messenger RNA, 1051 nt
Organism: Ictidomys tridecemlineatus (thirteen-lined ground squirrel)
Lineage: Eukaryota; Metazoa; Chordata; Mammalia; Rodentia; Sciuridae
Source: RefSeq, a predicted model, not a curated record
CUUGAGUUCACAUAUUUUCAGUCCUCUGUUGGGAGGAUGAGCACCCCCCCACCACCACCCAAGUGUGAUAAAUUGAAAGCUGUGAUUGCAGCAAAUAGAAUGAAAUAGGGAGACCCUUCCCCAUCCCUUCCAGUUGAUCCCUUAACCUCCUGGAACACAGCUGCCAUCCCAGUCGAUGCCCCUUCUUGCCAGAGAGCAGGGAUCUGCCUGGAGGGGCUCUCUCUGGGAACAACAGGAGGAGAAAACCAGACAGACAUCGUGGAGGCUGUGCCCAAGAAAGUAAGAAAAAGUGUCAUCUCUGGAAUUGUGCUUGGAAUAUGCAACAGACAUGUCAGAGAUAAAGAAGAAAACCACUAGAGUUUCUCUGACCAUCAGUUCUCCAGUUAAUGAAAACUCCAACAUCAGAUCAAGUUAUUCUACGUUAGUUCAACCAUUGUGUAUUGACCCCCAGAGGAUGCAGAGCCCCUGCAGUAGCCUGUCAGGAUCCAUUUGUGUGGUGGCCCCUGUGUUCACCAAGCAUCUUCAAGACAUCUCUACAACCAGAGGUCAGAUUGUCGUGUUUGAAUGCCGAGUGCAGGCCACGGCUUCAGUUCAAGUUCACUGGUACAGAGAGGAAGAGCAGAUUGCCAGCUCAGAUGACUUCCGGAUUCUGAGGAAAAAAGCUUGUUUAUCAUCCAUUCCUGAGGAAGUCUGCACCUUGAUUAUCACGGAAGCAUUUCCUGAAGACUCUGGGGAGUUCAAGUGCGUUGCAGAAAAUGAGGCUGGAACUGCAGUUUCGGCAGCCAGACUCUUUGUUUCCCCAGAAGGAAAAGAAGUAGAAAAAUCUAAGAGUUCUCCCAAGUUUUCCAUGAGCAAAUUCUCUCCCAAACUGGCCUCCUUCCCCUGGGAAAAUGAAGGCUACACAAAGGACAAAAAUCCAGACGAUACCCCAAUAAACCUUAUGCCAUCUAAUCCUGAACCAGCCACUUACAAUGAACAGGAGAUCCAGGUGGUAAAAACGGAUGUCUGCACCAUCAAUGGAAAUUCCCCCGAGGUACAACCACAAUGGUAA